Molecule: messenger RNA, 4940 nt
Organism: Asterias rubens (European starfish)
Lineage: Eukaryota; Metazoa; Echinodermata; Asteroidea; Forcipulatida; Asteriidae
Exons: 28
Coding region: 179-3973 (1264 amino acids)
Source: RefSeq, a predicted model, not a curated record
UUCGCCUUGCUUGUGCAGCGUCGUUGCCGUUGGUAUUGUCUAAAAAGGCUCGGUGCUACAUGAAGGUAGACAUUUUAGUGCAAUCAUGAUGGACGUAGAAAAUGGUUGUGUGUUUCUUUAAUCGUUGCCUGUUCUCUAUAAUAAUCCAAAGGCAAAGAGAGUCCGAAUCGAAAUAAAAAUGUCGUGCAGAAGUGUUUCCACUAGUGGAGACACCAAUCCUCUGCAAAUGCUCCAUAAAGCUUGCUCUCCCUCUGAAGAAAUUAAUGCUCUCCAAGAACUCAGUAAAAGUCUAACUCCAACUGUGACUGGUGAAGAUGACGUUGAGCGUCAGUGGUUGUCAAUAGCUGCUGAUAAUCUUGGUGAUGGUCCAUGCAAUCCAUUCCCAGCAUACGCUCCACAAGAUUUUUUCUCUAAAGUGGAUUUGGAAAGGUUUACGUGCUAUCUGUUUGAACGGCGUUUCAGCUGGUCUGAGGCAAGAAAACCUGCAGUCUUAACAGAAAGGGAUGCAGAGCUUAAGAGCAGAUUAAACUUUUUAUUAGAUGAAUUUUUGAAAUGGUAUCUUUGUCAAGAAAUCUCCCAAGUGUUGCUAUUGAGCCUACAGGGUACAUUUAAUCACGCCCCUUCUAUGCCAGUCGUUCGUAACCAGACAAUUAUCCACAUUAUGGAGUGGCUUCAAUUAAAUGCCAGUCAUCCAAGUCUGCACAAGCACUUUAGCGAUGCUCAAGCUGUAGUGUUAUGUGGUGUUUGCGAUGUGUGGUCAGCCAUUCGGAAUGGUUGUGUCGCACGUCUUGGACGAAUUGUCAAUAAUUUCACUUUACAAGAAGUGCAAGGCCUUUUCACUGAGCUUACUAAGAUAUGUGAGAACCCAAGCAGCACAUGGCAGUCUAUAGAGGGAGCUCUUAUGGCCAUGAGUACACUACUCAAAAGCUUCCAGUGGAUAGGUGUGCUGUCGACCAGUUCAAGUGAUAUUCAUUGUAAUACGGGCAAAUACUUUUUAAAGUUUGGUACUCAGGAAUUGAGUCAACUGCCAGAGUUUGUAAGCAACACUAUUCAUAUGACGGUGUACCCACUGUUGGCUCAUCCUCAGCUUGGAGUCAGAGAAAAUGCAACCAAGGCAUUGUCAACAUACUUGUCAAGAUGUGACUUCAAGGUGGCUCUGAAAUGUUUAAGAGAAGCUGUGUCAAGACUGUGUCAAUCAGAUCAAGCUGAGUCCUGGUCAUCUGGGGACUGCUUUUUCUUACAGCAUGCUGUAUUGAAGCCAUCUUACAAGUUCUUGGAUGCUUAUGAGGCAGAAGGACUUCUGAGUGUAUGUUUGUACCUCAUCAAGUAUGUGCAAUGUGGAGUACUUCUACCAUACUGGAUGCAAUACUUCUCAACCUUUAAUUUGUACCUUAUGCAUCCUGCCUCUACAGUCAGACAAGCUGCAAGUAUCAUUUUCAAAUAUAUCGUUGCAAAAGAAAGCAGCAACCCUGGUCUACUGAAGCUGGUUAUGCAAGCUUUAUGUGCCAAUUGGAGCAUUGACAUAUCACUGCCAAAUACAAAGAGUGACAAGUCAACUGUCUUACAAGAAGGGGAAAACAAGAUUAGCAUCACAACACUUAACAUGCUGACAUCAGAACAUUUGCAGUCUGAAAUGUCUUUGAGCCACGCAUGGGAAUGGCGAGAAGGAAGGUUGUUUGCCUAUGAGCUGAUAGUCAAGUUCCUGAUCAUCAAUCAUAUUCACUAUCUGUUUCCUUCAUAUGCAUUACCACCCUCUAAGUUUGAUGGCAGUGUGUCUGCAGAUGAUGCUGUCCCUCACAGUCAUCAGCCAAUGUCAACUCAACGGGCUACCCUUAGCAAGAGCCUAAGUUAUGUAGAGAGCAACGUAAAGAAUCCCUUUGUAGCUUCAGCUGAUGAUGGAAGAUUGCAGAGUGGAGGUGUAAAGAGUAAAAUGUCAUGGUCUGAUGACAGAUCCGCAUCUACAAAUCAGCCUCUCUACUUAAACCAGGAUAACCCUCAUCAGUGUCUCACAAGAAGUGGAAGUGACAGGCGAAAGACAAUUGAAGAACGAAGAAAGUCCCUCAAGAGAUCACGCACUUUGGCAGAGGGAACAUUUUUAAAACGUCAACUUAGCAGACACUACUCAUAUUUUACCAAUAAAGCUUCAGUUGGUGAAAAAAGGUCCAGUGUUCAUACCUCUGCAACAUCACUUCUUUGCAAAGCAAGAGAUUUGGAUGCAACGUUAAAUGAUACGGAGGACGAGCCUUGCCAACUAGAGAAGCUGUGCAUUUCUUCCCCAAUGAGUUCGGUUGACUCUGAGACAAGGGAAUCACUACCAGCUGAUGUUUUAAUGCUUCUUCAAUUAGCACAAUCUGCAUCAAAGUCCUUUGAUAGAAAUGAUGCAGCUGAUGUGGACUGGAUACAUCGAGUCAAGUUUGAGAAACUUUCUACAAUAUUCAGACACAUUCUACUGCAGACAAUCAGUUGCCUAGAUGAUGAUAGAUGGGAGGUCAGGAGAAUGUCUCAGCAGGCUUUACCUCUGAUUACAGAAUGUAUACGAUGGUAUGACAUGUCUAUAUUGGCCUCAUUGUGGAAUGCUUACCUAAUACCUGAUGAUUCCUUACUGAGUUAUGGAUUAGCAUUGACCCUAGCUGUGUCUAUUCAUCAUGUUGUACGAUUGGUACACUUCAUGGAUACUCCACCUGCUUCAUGGAAGGAUCCAGAUGUCUGUCGUGGGAUAACAUUACCCAUUAUAACAGCUUUGACAGAGGGUAUAGCUAGCUGGUGUGAUGUUGCAUUAGCUGUGGUCAAUCGUACCACUGUAGAUAAGCUGACAGUGAUCACAUUAGAAAUAGUCAUGACCACUCUUACUUAUUUUCCUGAGUUGCUUUCUGAGAGACAAAACUAUGAUAUGGCUGUCUUGAAAAGACUUCUGCAUGUGUUUUGUCAUGCACAUCCUGAGCAUGCAAUAAGUCAACAGAACUCAGCAGAUGUGAUUCCAUUCAAUACACCUGCAGAUGGAUAUUUAUGUUGUUGCCAUAAAGCUGAAAGUCAAGGGUCAGCAGCUCGUCAUGUGGAGAGGUUCUUACUGACAGACAUACAUCACUUGAUACCUACAUUUCUCCAGAGUUGCUCCGUUCUCAAUGCAUGUGUACUAUUACCACUCAUGCUUCAUUGGGUUGCAUUCUACCAUGAAGACAGCCACAUGACCAAAUAUUGUUUAGAGGGGUGCACAGUGGUGGUCGAUAAGGCAUUGAGGUGGAUGGACCACAUUGAAACUCACCAACAUGAAGAACUUGUAUCCAAUCUACGCCCUGCUGUCAUAGAGAUUACUAGUUUGGUUCAACAUAUGGAUUUAGAGAUAAUGACACUGAAACAAGUUCUUGAUCUCUCCAUUGUCAUUGUGACAUCAAUCUUUCAAGAGUCAACUGACGUCCUUCGUUUGUUGUUGUCAGCUGUAGCAUCACGAUUUAACCAGUCUGCCAACAUAGAUGCAGCUCAUGUUCGACGUGAUGCAGUCAAUGAAGAUGGUGACAAUACAGUGACAACUUUAGUUUAUCGGUCGAAUAAUAUCCCUGCUAGUCCGGUUGACGCCAAAGACAGCUCUGAUGAUGAAGAAGAAGAAGAAAAGAAACAUAGUUGUAACUAUGCACCUACCGAGUCCCUAUCAUUGAGUGUAAGUGGAGGCAGUGGCCAGACCUUAUGGCCAGCUGUACAUACUACCGAUCAUGAUAAGAAUAGACUAUCUACAACAGCGAGUAACCAGAACAUUUCAGAUUCCGAUUGGGAUAGCUGGGAUGAUGAGCAAGAGGAGCAAUCGUCAUUCUAUUGUGUGGCAAAUGAGUUCCUGAGAAAACUGCAACUGUCGUACAGGAACACAAAAGGAAAAGGUGAAGAAUCUCCUUUUAAUACAGCUUUACAUCAACUUGAAGAGAAAGACCAAAUGCUUGUCAAUCAAUUGUUGACCAUCAGUACAGUUGAGUUAACAGCAUAGUCAAAUGUAUCACAACCUUUCAGGAGCGGGAGGAUCCGGUUUUUAAAAAUAUAUAUAUAUAUAUAUUGUAAAAUAUAAAGUUGGUACAGUAAAUCAAUCAAUCAAGCAAGUUGCAAAACAUUUCUGUCUAUUAUAGUUCUAGAUUCACCUUGCCAAUACAGUAGAUUAAGCGUUACGCCUUGUACGCAAAUAUUCUUGAACAAGACUAUUUUUGAAUUGGAACAAGUGCAACAAAAAACAUGAAUGCAGAUACUUGCUAAUUGAUUGUUUUCACAUUGUACAUUAUUCUUGAAGUGCAGUUUUAUUUAUUUUUGAUGUGUGUAGGUUUGAACAAGACUUUGAGGUAAUCUGAAUAAUACUUGAAGAGCAUCUUGGGCAUUCUGCUAGAAUGUUAAGUUUGGAAACCCUAUCAUUUGUGCAAAUAGGUCAAUGUUUAAUUAAAAAAUAAGUUAUUUAAGCUUUUGAUUGUUAAACGAAACUUGUAUAUCUGUACCUGUACAAGAUUACUUCAUCAUCCAAGCCUACAUGUACAUGUAGCAAUGCUAAGCAGUUGAUUUUGAUGUAAUUUUUUUAAAGCAUUUCUCUACAAUGAUUUGUAUGAAAAUUGUAUCUAAAAUAAACAUUCCACAGUUUCACAAAAGGGUAUUAAUUUAAAUUUGAUGUUUUUAAUUCCCUGCUUUCUGCAUGCCAACCACAAUUACAUGCAUUACUCAGAACACAUUUAAAUCACGACCAUUUCUGCCAGAAAGAGUGAAGAAUCUUUGCUAGAACAAUUAUAACUAUUUUCAGCGAAACACUUGUUCUUGAAGGUGUCCAGAUUUAGCUGAACACCUCUUCUGCCAUCAGAAACAGCUCCAGAUUAAGACUGAAUUUAACCUUAUAGGCACUGGAUACCUAUGGUAAUUGUCGAAGACCAGUCUUCUCACUUGGUGUAUCUCAACAUAUGCACAAAAAUAACAAACCUGUG